AUCUUCCCCCCAAAUACUAUAAACCCUCUCACUUUCCUUCAUUUCUGAGCUCCAAUUCUCUACUCCAAUGGCGGCACCAAACCUCUUCAUCUUCUUCUACAUAACCCUAACUCUCUUCACUUACGCAUCUUCACAAACUCUUCACGAACAACAACAACAACAACAAUCGGACGAUUCGUCUCUCCAAAUCAAGCACCAACACCUCCUCUCAAAGAUCCAAAAUUUAGAGUCAAGCAUUGAUGAGAGGAGCCGUGAAAUUAAUGUCAAAGAUGAAAGAAUUAAACAGUUGGAGAUGAUUGUUCUUGAGAAAUCAAAUAGUUUGACCGCCUUGCAUAGUGAAAUUCAAUCUCUCCAGAAAAAGGAAUCCGUUUAUGCCAAGGAAGUAGAGGGCGAGGCACUUACACGAGCUAGUGAACUUGCAAAGCAGGUUGAUAAUCUUAAAGCGGAAAUAUCAAAGCAAAACACAAAAAAGGAAGCAUUGGAAGCUCGAAUAAAUGUCGCUGAGAAAAGAAUUGCUGAAUUGAAUGUGAAGCUUGAAAAGCUCCAGAAGGUAAAUGAAGAACAGAAGAUUAGAAUCCAUAAUACAGAAAACGCUCUACAAAAGGCUGAGGAAGAAAGAAUCAGACUACGACUUAAUGCUGCUCGCUACUCUAAAGAAUUGGAAGAGGUCCAUGAUUCAUGGCUUCCAUCUUGGUUCGCAGUUCCUUUAUUUCACUAUCAGUCCGUUUUGGUAACUCAUUGGAAUGUGUACGGAAGACCAGCUCUGGAUAUUACAGUUCAAAAGGUACUGGAAACACAAGCUAAAGUUCGAAAGUGGGCACGACCUCACAUUGAUGACUUGCACACUAAGUGGAUUCCUUCCAUCAAGGAUCAGUGGCUUACGUUUGUGACAAAUACAGAACCAUAUGUGCAACUACUUACCUCAAAGACCGUUGAAAUGUACAAUGAAACUGAGAAAAGCUUAAGGCCUCACAUUACCAACAUACAAACUCUUUUGGAUCCGUACAUUAAGGAAGCUAAGAAGUUCACAAAGCCCUACAUCAAUCAGCUUUCAAAGACACUGGGACCGCAUAUCAAUAAAACACGCAUUUUCCUCAAGCCGUAUACGAAGAAAAUACUCCGUGGUUAUAGAAGGUUUUCUAAGACAACCGUAAAAUACCAUCGCCAGGUUCAUGCUAACAUUCAUCAAGUACUGAAGGAAAAUGAAUUUACACGCCCCUUUGCAAGUUAUGAGUUGGCGUGGCUUCUGGCCUCUGCUGUUAUGGUUAUACCUGUGAUGGUUCUGUUUUCAUGGCUGUCAGCUUUAUUCAGUAAAAAACCUAGAAGGCGUACCCGUGCUCAUACAGCUCAUUCACGGCGUAGGCCAAAACGUGUGCAUCCAGACAAGGCAAGCGCAUCGAGAUAGUCCUGCACUAAUACUUCUAUCAGAUAAAAUCUAGAGCCAUUAGCUGCAGCUGCCAUCAACAUAUUCCGAGUGGUAAUUCACAUUUAGAAUGGAAGACCUGCUCGUGGUAGAAGGCGAAUCUAGCUUUUUAUCAUACAAAUAUGAAAUCACUUGUGUAUUAAUUCUACUUGAUAGACUUUAAUAUUUAGAAAUACAAAAGAUAUGGGAAACGAUAUCCUUGUCACUAAUAUAAGACUUGUUUUGGUUUC
Molecule: messenger RNA, 1653 nt
Organism: Helianthus annuus (common sunflower)
Lineage: Eukaryota; Viridiplantae; Streptophyta; Magnoliopsida; Asterales; Asteraceae
Exons: 15
Coding region: 68-1405 (445 amino acids)
Source: RefSeq, a predicted model, not a curated record